CCGAGGAGUCGGUGGAGGAGGUUUUGAAAUCGCCGUCGAGCAGCCCGCACACAAACACCACCACCACCAACACCACAACAACAACGACGGUGAGAUCCCGGGUGCUGUUGCCCAACUCGCUCAGUGGACGAACAUCAACCAUAACAACAACAACAGCAGCAGCAGCAGCAGCAACCACAACAACAUCAAAAUCCGUCCAUCGUUCAGCAACCCAUCCAAGACGCCGUUGCACGUGCGCGUGUCCACUUCGAGCGCGUUCGUAAAUCCACACACUGGAUGAAGAGCCUCCUCCACACGCCGGGCUGUUUGACUUUGUCGUGCUACUGACACCUCCCUGGUGGACUCAUCAUCUUCACCCAGGCGUCUUCGCCGAGGAGCGAUGGAGUGGGACUGAACUCUGCGCUCACCUGUGACCUACGACUCCCAAGAGCUGUGGGUUUGAACGGUGGUGAUGGUGGUGGUGACUGGUGGGAUGGGGUUGAUGCAAUGUGGCAACGUCCCUCGACACGCGUACCCCUAAUCGACGUGAUCGCUGGACAGCUGGACACGAGGAGGAUGGAGAACGAUGUGGUGAUUGCGUCGGUGGUGGUGAUUUUGGUGGUGCUGGAGAUGGAGUUGCAGCUGAAGUAAAAGGGUCCGACCUGCACCAGCGACCGGUGGCCCCGCGCACAACAUCCCGAACGGAACGACGACCGGGCGAAGGUGAAGCGUACGACGCACUCGCUUCCCAACUCGUCGGGGGCACCGGGGUCACAGGAGGACCAGCGGCAGGGUCGGACAGCAUGCGCCCGCGCCACCACCUCCGCCGCCACCACCGCCGCCACCACGAGGACAACCGCCUCCACCGCAGGGAACCCGAGAGCCCGGCGCUGCCGCCGACCCCGUCGCCGUCGUCGACGGCGUCGGCGGUGGUGACGGCGGCGGGAGAGGGCGCGGCGGAGGCCACGAUCUGCGCUCGCUAGCGAGGGUCGGGGGGUGAGGCGGGGGGGGGGGGGGGCGCCAAGCAUGCUUGCGCUGCCCCACGACGAGACGGCGGCCGAGACGUUCCACGUGGUGUACAUCGCGCUGGAGCUCGUGCUGGCUCUGCUCGCCAUCGGCGGCAACGUGCUGGUGUGCUGGGCCGUGCGGCUGAACCGCGCGCUGCGCAACCCCACCAACUAUUUCCUGCUGUCGCUGGCGGCCGCCGACAUCGCGGUGGGGCUGCUCGCCAUCCCGUUCGCCGUCACCAUCAGCGCCGGCUUCGCGUGCCACUUCCACGGCUGCCUCUUCCUCGCCUGCUUCGUCCUCGUGCUCACGCAGAGCUCCAUCUUCAGCCUCCUCGCCAUCGCCAUCGACCGCUACAUCGCCAUCCGCCAGCCGCUGCGGUACAACGCGCUGGUGACGAGCAAGCGGGCGCGCGGCGUCAUCGCUGUGUGCUGGCUGCUGUCCUUCGUCAUCGGGCUCACUCCGCUGCUGGGCUGGAACAACUGGGACGAGUUGCACGAGUGCGGCAGCGACGGACAACCGCCGGACGCCACGAAGUGUCGUAACGGCACGCAGGUGCACUGCCUGUUUGAGAACGUGGUGAACACCGACUACAUGGUGUACUUCAACUUCUUCGGCUGCGUGCUCGUUCCGCUGCUGGUGAUGCUCGCCGUGUACGCGCGCAUCUUCCUGGUGGCGCGGACGCAGCUGCAGCUCAUCGAGGGCCGAAGGCCCAAAGCGCCAAGCGGCCAGCAACAAGCAGCACUAUUGAAGAAGGCCGGCAGCAAGGCCCCAGGCGGCGACCGCCGGCGCAACCUCCUGCAGCGCGAGGUGCACGCGGCCAAGUCGCUCGCCUUCAUCAUGGGGAUGUUCGCGCUCUGCUGGCUGCCGCUGCACGCGCUCAACUGCGUCCACCGCUUCUGCCCCGACUGCGUGCGCCCGCCCUGGGCCAUGUACGGCGCCAUCCUCCUGUCGCACGGCAACUCCGUCGUCAACCCCGUCAUCUACGCCUUCCGCCUGCGCGAGUUCCGCGCCACCUUUCGCCGGAUCCUGUCGCGCUGGGUGCUGCCGCCGGCACUCCCGUGCGGGCGGCGCCGGGGCGGGAGCCGCGCGCGGCGCCGCCCGUGCCGGAGCGAUUGCGGCGGAGGAGGAGGAGGGGGAGAUCCCCGCCUGACACGGAGCGCCGUCGGGCGCGUAGCCGCGGCGGCGCUCCGCGGCGACCUCGAGGACGGUGCCGCGGCAUCAUCGGCGGCGUCGUGCCGGGCGAGCGACACCUGCCUCUCGGCGCUGGGCAGCGCGCUCAACAGCGCCGGCACGAGCCCCUGCACGUCCGUCGUGUCGUACUCGGUGUCCUACGUGAAGAACGGCGGCGCCGGGAUGCCCGCCGCCUGCGCCUCCGCCGUGACGCUGGCGCCCGACGACGACGCCGACGGCGCCGACGGUGCCGGCGGCAGCCUGUGCAGCGACGAGCAGGAGGUGUGUACGGUGACGGUGUCGGGACGCCCGCGGAACGGCGACUCGCUGAGCCCGCCCGGAAGGAGCCGGGGGGGCGGCGCCGAGACGGCGGCAAGUUUUGCGACGCCGCGGCAGAACGGAUUUGUGGAGGAAGGGGAGCGCGGCUCCCAGCUGCCAAACUCGUGACCCGGGCAGGCACGCGCAAUCAUCGGCGCGCACGCGCGCACGCACGCACGCAUGCACCGGCCAGCGAGGAUUUGGUGUCGGGAACAAAUGAAAUUGAUUACGAGAGUGAGAGGCCCGGUGUCGAAAGCCAGGGAUUACUUUUCGCACCCAAAUGUUGUUCUCCAGGUCGCUUCGGAGAUUAGGACAGGCGGCCGGUGCGCAGCCGCGACAAGAGGUUUACCGGGCGUGGUGUGCCGGGGGCGGACGUGGGUUUUUCCAGGUCGUCGACCGAGACGGCCCCACGGCUGAUAUUACCAAGCCCCUUGGCAAAGGUCCAAGAGGCUAUUGAACGCACGCACGAAGCAGGAAUGAGUGAGCGGUGUUCGGAAUAUCGAUGGACUCGGCGUUACGUUUUGUCGCGAGAUGCGUUUUCGUACCGGAGGUCUCCGUCCCGGCGUGAUUUUCGUCGGCGCAUUCCCGAUGCAAGUUUUAGAUAUUGAAAAGCUUUGAGAACACCUGAGGUCAACGUUUGGACUUCUAAGGAACUAGUGUUUUUUUAAAUAUAUGUAGAGCUGAUCACUUGCCAUCUUGUGGGAGACACGAGAGGACCUGCGUUGUUUUCUGACCCCUACCCCUCCCCCCUCUCCAUCACUGUGCAAGUCGAGACGAAGAACGCUGCGCACGUUCCGAUCCGUCAAAGUCAAAGCCCAGUCCCACGGCUCGAAGGAGCGCUGAGCCGGUGCGCACCUCCCGUUUACAAGCCGCUGCUGGGAAAUUACACAUGAUUAUGGCGAGCCACUUUACGGGAAAACCACCGUUGACUUUCCCAAAUCGCCGCAGUUAUUUUACCGACCCCGCCACCCACACACCCCAGAGGGGAUGAGCGGUUGAGUCAACCGCCACCCGGGAUUUGAACUCCGCGACCUUCCGAUUGCGAGCUGUUGGCUACUUCGCCAAGUCGGUAGCGGGCGAACGAAGCCUCUUGCGCAUCUCGUUCACAAACCAGACCCUCCUUCGAAAGCGUGAUGGCUCAGCGUUGUAAAAGUAAAAAAGAAACAUUUGUUAUCCAUUACAUUUCUAGAUCCCGCUCACUCCGAGCGAGUGUUUUUGCGCCUGGCACCCGUCGACCUGAGCCGCGCUGAAAACGAACGGGGAGCUGAAACCGCCUCGACUCAGCCCAGUGGCUUCCCAAGUCGUCUGCCGAGGGUAUAAACCGUGCUCGCCUCAACUUUGUUUAUUAUGUAGAACCAUGCUUAGACAUGAUUCUACGUAAAUUAUCUCUUACCGUCAAGCGAGCCUUCAUUCACACCGUGCGCGACUUAUGUCAUCACACAGCCGCAUGUUGGAAUGCUCACACGGGAGUGGGCUUCUGGUGCCGUUGGGCCUAAAGUGAUGGCGUGAGCGCACUCCUCUAAGCUCUGUCAGCUUCAGCGGUCUCACAGAAUUGUGCAGAAUCAUCGGCGUACAAUUGCCACAUGUCAAAGGAAACCUCGAUUAUUGUUUUGUUUACUUCUGCACAGGGUUUUCGUGGUUGGACCGUGUGUUGUUCGGCACGAAAGUCCGACGUUUCGCCCCGUGUGCUGGGAGCGGAUUGCCGAAUAUCGCGCGGAACAACACGCUGUACAACCGAAAAAAGGAAAAAAAUAAUGCAUCGCAGAACUGAACCUGAUUGAUUUGAUUUACUAUAUUUUUUUACGGUGAUCAUCGUUUUCAAGACAAAUAUGCAAGCGUCAACUCCCCCUUCUUCACGUCAUGCCUUGCGCCGCUACAAAUUGUGUUUACAGGCUGCAGCGCCCCAUGGUGAAUCGUUACAAACCCGAUGCCUUAACCGUUGCGAUGCAGCGUGGAGUGCAAGGGAAUGGUUGACGGUGCCACCCCCCCCCCCCCGUUGUCCCCCCGUUAUUCUCCCAUUGUCCCCCUGUUGUCCCUCUAUUGUCCCCCACCCCCCCUGCAUCGUCGUCCCUGUUGUCGCCCCAUUGUCUCCCUGUCAUCCCCCCGUUGUCCCCCAUCCACACCUCCUGGGGUGGGUGGGGGGGGGGCAAUAGACCUCCCCCCUCCCUUAGCCCAUGGACCUGAACAGAAUUGGUUCCCACUGAAGAUGGCAAAUAUUCAACCGUACCAGUUUCCUCUACGUGGCGAAUCAAAGCGGAUUAUGUGAUAAUGUGCUCGGUAAAUAACAACGCCUGUGAUAAUAUCGAAUUGUGUAUUGGCGUACAAUUAGCGUCCAAUCUGGGACCCCGUGUCGUGACACAGAGGGCUCCGUGCCGAAACGAUCGGCAGUUUCGCCAGCAUUGGAUACAAGGAGGCCUGACUCCGCUGACGAGGCGCCGUUUGUCGAAACCGGUCCAGACUUUGGGGCCGUCCAUAAAUGACGUCACGCACCUGGG
Lethenteron reissneri (Far Eastern brook lamprey) is the source of this 4970-nucleotide messenger RNA. RefSeq names its product adenosine receptor A2b-like. Gene Ontology annotation, biological process: G protein-coupled adenosine receptor signaling pathway; adenylate cyclase-activating G protein-coupled receptor signaling pathway. Gene Ontology annotation, molecular function: G protein-coupled adenosine receptor activity. Gene Ontology annotation, cellular component: plasma membrane. Lineage: Eukaryota; Metazoa; Chordata; Hyperoartia; Petromyzontiformes; Petromyzontidae. The record is from RefSeq and is a predicted model, not a curated record.